GACUCUGGGGACCUCUUGCUGCCUGCUAGAAGCUUCCUCUCUGCCCCGCAUACCAGACUGUCCUUUCUGUCUCUUGCAGGAGCCUUGAACAUGGAUAGUCCGUGGCUGAUGGUCUCUGCAGCUCACAGGUAGUACAGGCCACAUGGAGCUGUGUUCCAAGCUGUCCUGGAGCUGAUGCUGGGCAAUGCCUGGACCCUAAAGGACCUGGUGGUCAUUGUGGCCUGCAGGAGUCAGGGCCCCACCAGGGAAGGCAAGAUCGAGGUCUACACUCCAGCUACCACCUACCUCCAGGUUUCCAUGGUGAUGGUCUUGGCACAGAGCCUCUUCCGUAGCUGGAGCAAAUUCGAGUCAGCCUGGAAUGUAGCAGUGCAGGAUGAGAUCCAUGCUGAGAACAACCAGGACCAUAAGAUCCUGCACUGCUGGUUGGAACACCCCCAGCAGGAGCUGAACCUAACAGUGGCCUAUAGGCACCUGGAGUGGGUGAGAGCCCAGGAGGCCCAUGCAGUCAAGAGAGCACCCAAUCCCUUACCUGGCUCUCCCACCUCUCUCCCUGCUUGGGAUAGAAAAGGGCUUUUUGCCACUGGCUUGGCCUGUGACCUUAGGCCUCUCUGAGCCUCUCUUUCUCUCUUUCC
This is a messenger RNA of Sapajus apella (tufted capuchin), 632 nucleotides long. RefSeq lists its product as uncharacterized. The record is from RefSeq and is a predicted model, not a curated record. The transcript is spliced from 2 exons. NCBI's taxonomy places the organism in Eukaryota, Metazoa, Chordata, Mammalia, Primates, Cebidae. Bases 175 to 612 code for a protein of 145 amino acids.